Molecule: messenger RNA, 14432 nt
Organism: Alexandromys fortis (reed vole)
Lineage: Eukaryota; Metazoa; Chordata; Mammalia; Rodentia; Cricetidae
Gene: Adgrl3
Product: adhesion G protein-coupled receptor L3
Exons: 25
Coding region: 1839-6410 (1523 amino acids)
Biological process (GO): adenylate cyclase-activating G protein-coupled receptor signaling pathway; cell surface receptor signaling pathway
Cellular component (GO): plasma membrane
Molecular function (GO): carbohydrate binding; G protein-coupled receptor activity
Source: RefSeq, a predicted model, not a curated record
AGCCCCCCUCUCCGGUCCUGGGAGCUCUCGCGCCCGUCACCCCGCCGGUGGCUCACUCCGGCCUCGGCUGCGUUGGCCGCCAGCGUGCACACUGCCUGUCUGCGGGCGCAUCGUCCCUCUGCCUGCUCGGCCCGCAGCGCUCGCUCCGGUUCCCAGGAGCGGGGAUGCAGAUGGCACGGCCGGGCCGGGAGGGUGCCACCGCCGCCGCCGCUGGCAUCUCGCGGACUGCGAGCUGCCUCCGCUCCCGCAGCUGCUGCCGCCGCCACCGCCUGUGACUCGCCCCCCUCCCCUCUCUUUCUUCUCUUUUAUUUAUUUAUUUAUUUUGUUGGCCUCAGUCCUCUUCCUCCGGGUGUGCGCGCGCGGGCUGCACGGUGUGCUGUGGCAGGAGCUCACCCGUGUGUCUGUGUGUGAGUGCGCGCGCGCGGGGGACAGCGUGUGCGUGUCUGGAGGGCGCCCCGAGCCUCAGUGGCUCCGGGGGAGUCCAGCAGAGAAAAAGAACCGAAGCCGGCGGCCGCGGUGCUUGGCGGUGACGGCGGCGGCUCGGAGCCCGGGCCGCGCGAUGAAGAUCCCGCAUGCCCGCAGCUACCCGGCACGGCCGGCGAGCUGAUCGGCCACCACCACCGGUGCUCGGGGAUCACCACCCCCGGCAGGCACGCAGCCCUCGGCGGCCCGGCGCCCGCUCUACCCGCGCGUCCACGCCGUGCACCGGGGAAGGAGUUGCGCGGCUGGCUCCGGGGCUCUCCGAGCGGGUUGCGGGCGGCAGAGCGGACCCUCUACAGCCGGAGCACCUCGGGGGCAGCAAGAGGAGGACGGCGAGCAGGGCUGGGCGGAGAAGCCACUACUGGUACUCGCCGCUGCCCCUACCUAUCCCCUCCCUCCCGUUCGGAGGCGGAAAGGGGAGGACGAGGAAGAAGAAGAAAAAGAAAGAGAAGGGGGGUGGGGUGGGAGAACUGGAUAUAAAGAUCGGCUUGGGGGGGGAUGGUGGAAGAUUUUUGGUCUCCUCAGCAGCGGCUUUUCUUGCGGCGGCGGCGGCGGCGGCGGCAGCGGCAGCGGCAGCAAGAGAAGGAAAGGCAGCCUUAGCUAUCACUGCCGCAUGUUAAUAGCUCCCGCUUGGGUCCGCGGGCUGCAGCCGGAGACACAGCCUGACUCCGAAGUUGUGCAACUGUGCCCUGGGAGAGACAUUUGAACCCUCCUUCUCUUUGCUCCGCUUUUGCCCCCUGGGGCGUGUGAAGCGAGGAAACGUAAAGGAAGACAAGCAUUUGGCUUUCCCGGCUUCCCCUUUCUCCAUGGCUGUGUAGAAGAAGAAAGGAAAGAGACACUUUUUGUUGUUUCUUUGACUGGGGUCUCCACCCUCCAGCCGUCUCUGCGUUUUGAUUAUCAUUCUUUGCUUGGUGUGGCUGGGGUGUCUACGCUGGGGCCGGUCCAGCUUUUUUUUUUCUUUUUUUUUUCUUUCUUUCUUUUUUUCUUCUUCAUUUUUUGCCCUGGGGCUCAAUGGAUGGAUUGUGGAAAACUGUACCGGGUUGCAGGUUGUUGAGCAACUGAUGGGACCAUCUCAGGGACCGGCGAUUACGAAAGAUGCCGAUUUGAAGAGCUACCCUGAAAACUGAAAUGUUGAAUUCAGUAAGUCAGAAGACAAAACCAUGGACUUUUAGCAAUCAAAGAACAAAUUAAGGUGUCCGACUUGGAAUAGCCGUGUUUAUUUUUGAAGAAUUUUUCUUACUCUUGUUGUGUUUGUUUUUAAUCAUUGCUAUUGGAAUACAGAAGAGGAACCAGGAAUAUACUCAUUUGGUUUCCCUUCGAAAUACAUUCUUGAGGCAUUCUCGCCUGAGAACACAGCCAUGUGGCCACCACAGCUGCUCAUCCUCUUGAUGCUGUUCGCACCUGGAGUGCAUGGUGGCAAGCACAAUGAGAGACAUCCAGCCCUUGCUGCUCCACUGCGACACGCGGAGCGCAGCGCAGGAGGCGCUCUACCUCCCAGACAUCUCCUUCAGCAGCCAGCGGCAGAGCGCGCCACUGCUCACCGAGGACAAGGGUCACGUGGAGCUGCCAGAGGAGGUCGUGGACCAGGUGCCUCAGGAGCCCAGGUUGCAGCCCAAGCGUUCAGCCGUGCCCCAAUUCCCAUGGCGGUGGUCCGCAGAGAGCUCUCCUGUGAGAGCUACCCCAUCGAGCUCCGCUGUCCUGGCACAGACGUCAUCAUGAUCGAGAGUGCCAACUACGGGAGGACAGAUGACAAGAUCUGCGACUCCGACCCUGCUCAGAUGGAGAAUAUCCGAUGUUAUCUGCCAGAUGCCUAUAAGAUUAUGUCUCAAAGAUGCAAUAACAGAACCCAGUGUGCUGUGGUGGCAGGUCCUGAUGUUUUUCCAGACCCAUGUCCAGGAACUUAUAAAUACCUUGAAGUGCAGUAUGAAUGUGUCCCUUAUAUUUUUCUUUGUCCUGGACUGCUAAAAGGAGUGUACCAGAGUGAACACUUGUUUGAAUCGGACCACCAGUCUGGGGCAUGGUGCAAAGACCCUCUACAGGCUUCCGACAAGAUUUAUUAUAUGCCCUGGACCCCCUACAGAACUGAUACCCUGACAGAGUAUUCAUCCAAAGAUGACUUCAUUGCUGGAAGGCCAACAACGACCUACAAGCUCCCUCACAGAGUGGAUGGCACUGGAUUUGUAGUAUAUGAUGGUGCCCUGUUCUUCAACAAGGAACGUACCAGGAACAUAGUAAAGUUUGAUUUACGGACUAGGAUAAAGAGUGGAGAGGCGAUCAUAGCAAACGCCAAUUACCAUGACACAUCCCCAUACCGAUGGGGUGGCAAAUCUGACAUAGACUUGGCAGUGGAUGAAAAUGGAUUAUGGGUAAUCUAUGCAACAGAACAAAACAAUGGCAAAAUUGUCAUUAGCCAGUUGAACCCUUAUACCCUACGGAUUGAGGGGACAUGGGACACAGCGUAUGAUAAAAGGUCAGCUUCCAAUGCGUUUAUGAUUUGUGGAAUUCUGUAUGUGGUCAAAUCUGUAUAUGAGGAUGAUGACAAUGAGGCCACUGGUAAUAAGAUUGACUACAUUUACAACACCGACCAAAGCAAAGAUAGCCUGGUGGAUGUACCCUUUCCUAAUUCCUACCAGUACAUCGCAGCUGUGGAUUACAACCCCAGGGACAAUCUGCUUUAUGUUUGGAAUAACUACCAUGUUGUGAAAUACUCUUUGGACUUUGGACCUCUGGAUAGUAGAUCAGGGCCAGUGCAUCAUGGACAAGUUUCCUAUAUCUCUCCACCUAUUCACCUUGACUCUGACCUAGAACGACCCCCUGUUAGAGGAGUUUCUACCACAGGAUCCCUGGGAAUGGGAAGCACAACCACCAGCACCACUCUUCGGACCACGACCUGGAACAUAGGGAGGAGUACCACCCCAUCGUUGCCGGGCAGAAGAAACCGGAGUACCAGCACACCGUCCCCAGCUGUGGAGGUGCUGGAUGACAUCACCACACACCUGCCAUCGGCAGCCUCCCAGAUUCCAGCUAUGGAAGAGAGCUGUGAUGCUGUGGAAGCCCGGGAAAUAAUGUGGUUUAAGACCCGUCAGGGGCAAGUAGCAAAACAGCCCUGCCCAGCAGGAACAAUAGGUGUAUCAACUUACUUAUGCCUUGCUCCUGAUGGAAUAUGGGAUCCCCAAGGACCAGAUCUCAGCAACUGCUCUUCUCCUUGGGUCAAUCAUAUAACACAGAAGUUAAAGUCUGGAGAGACAGCUGCCAAUAUUGCUAGAGAGCUGGCAGAACAGACCAGAAAUCAUUUGAAUGCUGGGGACAUCACCUAUUCAGUCCGCGCCAUGGACCAGCUGGUUGGCCUCCUGGAUGUACAGCUCCGGAAUUUGACCCCAGGCGGGAAAGACAGUGCAGCGCGCAGCUUGAACAAGCUUCAGAAAAGAGAGCGCUCUUGCAGAGCCUAUGUCCAGGCGAUGGUCGAGACAGUUAACAACCUCCUUCAGCCGCAAGCUUUGAAUGCCUGGAGAGACCUGACAACAAGCGACCAACUCCGUGCAGCCACCAUGUUGCUCGACACGGUGGAGGAGAGUGCUUUCGUGUUAGCCGAUAACCUUUUGAAGACCGAUAUUGUCAGGGAAAAUACAGACAAUAUUCAACUAGAAGUUGCACGGCUGAGCACAGAAGGGAACCUAGAGGACCUGAAAUUUCCCGAAAACAUGGGCCAUGGAAGUACCGUCCAGCUCUCAGCAAACACUUUAAAGCAAAAUGGCCGGAACGGGGAGAUUAGAGUAGCCUUUGUCCUGUAUAACAACCUGGGCCCUUAUUUGUCUACGGAGAAUGCCAGUAUGAAGUUGGGCACAGAAGCCAUGUCCACAAAUCAUUCUGUUAUCGUCAAUUCCCCUGUGAUUACAGCAGCAAUAAAUAAGGAGUUCAGUAAUAAAGUUUAUUUGGCCGAUCCUGUGGUAUUUACUGUUAAACAUAUCAAGCAGUCAGAGGAAAAUUUCAACCCUAACUGUUCAUUUUGGAGCUAUUCCAAGCGCACAAUGACAGGUUAUUGGUCAACACAAGGCUGUCGACUCCUGACUACAAACAAGACACAUACUACAUGCUCCUGUAACCACCUCACUAAUUUUGCAGUAUUGAUGGCACAUGUGGAAGUUAAGCACAGUGAUGCGGUCCAUGAUCUUCUUCUGGAUGUGAUCACGUGGGUUGGCAUCUUGCUGUCCCUUGUUUGUCUCCUGAUCUGUAUCUUCACAUUCUGCUUCUUCCGUGGGCUCCAGAGUGACCGUAACACCAUUCACAAGAACCUCUGUAUCAGCCUGUUUGUGGCAGAACUGCUCUUCCUGAUUGGAAUCAAUAGAACCGACCAACCAAUUGCCUGUGCGGUGUUUGCGGCCCUUUUACACUUCUUCUUCUUGGCGGCCUUCACGUGGAUGUUUCUGGAAGGGGUGCAGCUGUAUAUCAUGCUGGUGGAGGUUUUCGAGAGCGAACAUUCCCGCCGGAAGUACUUUUAUCUGGUGGGCUAUGGGAUGCCUGCGCUCAUCGUGGCCGUGUCCGCGGCAGUCGACUACAGGAGCUACGGGACAGACAAAGUAUGCUGGCUGCGACUUGACACCUACUUCAUUUGGAGUUUUAUAGGACCAGCGACCUUGAUAAUUAUGCUGAAUGUGAUCUUCCUUGGGAUUGCUUUAUACAAAAUGUUUCACCAUACUGCCAUACUGAAACCGGAAUCAGGCUGUCUUGAUAAUAUCAAGUCAUGGGUUAUAGGUGCAAUAGCUCUCCUCUGCCUGUUAGGAUUGACCUGGGCCUUUGGACUCAUGUAUAUUAAUGAAAGCACAGUCAUCAUGGCGUAUCUCUUCACCAUUUUCAAUUCUCUACAGGGAAUGUUUAUAUUCAUUUUCCACUGUGUCCUACAGAAGAAGGUACGGAAAGAGUAUGGGAAAUGCUUGCGCACGCAUUGCUGUAGUGGGAAAAGCACGGAGAGUUCGAUUGGCUCAGGGAAAACAUCUGGUUCUCGAACUCCAGGACGGUACUCCACAGGCUCACAGAGCCGAAUUCGGAGAAUGUGGAAUGAUACUGUCCGAAAGCAGUCGGAGUCAUCCUUCAUCACUGGAGACAUAAACAGCUCCGCGUCACUCAACAGAGAGGGGCUUCUGAACAAUGCCAGGGAUACAAGUGUCAUGGAUACUCUACCACUGAAUGGUAACCAUGGCAACAGUUACAGCAUUGCUGGCGGUGAAUACCUGAGCAACUGUGUGCAAAUUAUAGACCGUGGCUAUAACCACAACGAGACCGCCCUAGAGAAAAAGAUCCUAAAGGAACUCACUUCCAACUAUAUCCCUUCGUACCUGAACAACCACGAGCGCUCCAGUGAACAGAACCGGAAUAUGAUGAACAAACUGGUAAACAACUUAGGCAGUGGGAGUGAAGAUGACGCCAUCGUCCUGGACGACGCAGCGUCCUUUAACCAUGAGGAGAGUCUGGGCCUGGAACUCAUUCAUGAGGAAUCUGAUGCUCCCUUGCUGCCCCCGAGGGUUUACUCCACCGAGAACCACCAGCCACACCAUUACAGCAGGAGACGGCUCCCCCAGGACCACAGCGAGAGCUUCUUCCCUCUGCUAACUGACGAGCACACAGAAGAUCUGCAGUCACCGCACAGGGACUCUCUGUACACCAGCAUGCCGGCCCUGGCCGGCGUGCCCGCUGCAGACAGCGUGACCACCAGCACCCAGACCGAAGCCGCAGCGGCCAAGGGUGGUGACGCCGAAGAUGUUUACUACAAAAGCAUGCCAAACCUGGGCUCCAGAAACCACGUGCACCCGCUGCACGCCUACUACCAGCUGGGGCGCGGCAGCAGCGAUGGAUUCAUAGUUCCUCCCAACAAAGACGGGACCUCUCCGGAGGGAACUUCCAAAGGACCCGCGCACUUGGUCACUAGUCUAUAGAAGAUGACACGGAGAUGGCAGCCAGCGGGACUGCGAGCACCCAGUGGACCAUUCUCUGAGUUGACAUAAGCAGUGGUCAUCCUGUGUACUCCGACACCUGAUGCUGUUCUCGAAAGAGAGACUCUCUGACUUUUUUUUUUUUUUUUAACUUGAAUUUUUAGUCGGCCCAGGUGGGAAAGAGCUCACGGCUGAGACCCUCCUGUGCCCCGUUCUUCCCCAUCCUUUCCCCUCAGAUGGAGACUUCAUUAUGUUAAUGAACGAGAUAUGAAGAAAAUGGCGCUCAUUGUGGCCUUGUUGAAUUAUGUUGUGUUUGUUUUAACAUCUCUGAUGCUCUGUUACUAGAAUCACAAGGACCUGUUGUUUUGUUUUGUUUUGUUUUUAAAAAAGGCCAGAACAGUGGUUUGAAAUUAGUAACAAUGCUGCAUCUAGAUUGGAGUGCUGGCCGGCCGUAGAAGCAGAGAAGAACUGUAUUACCUAGCGGUUCAUGGUCACUCUCAACCUGAGUUCACCACAGCGGGAACAGCUGUGGGAAACAAAAACAAAACAACACAAUGAAUAAUCUGACGGAGGGGAAUUCUAGAAUUAUAUGCUAAGUGCAUAUUUUAUGAUUUGCUGUAUUAACUGACGAUAAAACUAAUGGCAGAAACAAACUGAACAAUUUCUAUGUAAUGUACAGAUACUAGCAUUGCGCAUAUAGUCUGCUUUCUGUUCCUCCAGAAUUUGAGUCCUGUUAAUGUAGUGGCGAAGAAGAAAUUUUCUUUUGUGCUAGUCUUGCAAGUUUGUCUACCAGUAAAAGAGCCAAGUUUCCUUCCUUUCUUGUUUUCUUCUUCUUUUUUUUUUCUUUUGUCCCCUCCCCCCACCUUUUUUUCUUUAAAAAUUCACCUGGCAAAAAAUAAUAAUAAUAAAGAAAUGAAGCUAUCACUUUAUAAGAAUCAUUUUCUAGUAAUGCAAACAAAUUAUUUUUUACAAAAAAUAAAAUAAAAUAAAUAAAAUUAGACGUCCUUCCCUCACUAUAUAUCUUUAUCCAGCCCGAAUAUUUCCAGAACCGUUUAUUUUUAUUUUUAUUUUUUGCAAAUUAGAGCAGGACAAAUUUUUAUGUUUCCCGGGCACAUCUGUUGUAAUGCAAAGCAUAUUUGGCAAGCAGUUCAUCACCAAGGCAGUAGCUAUGAUUCUAGAAGCUAAGAGGUGUCUAUAGAGCUAGAGGGGCUUCUGCAUGUGAAAAGCUGUAUUCCAUAGGCCUUCCAGUGCUGAAUGCGCAGUGUGACCCCCUGAGGGCGCCUGCACUACCAAUUGUUAGAGGAAUUUCCCUCCCUCCUAGUGAGAGUGGAAAGGUCAAAUUAUUUUGAAAUGAUUUUUUUUUAAAGUCUUCUGUUAACAGGAAAAUUUAUUUAUUUGACAGGAUUUUAAGUAAUGUAGGAAUACAAAUGGUAAAUUAGCAGCACAUAUAAUUUUUUUUAAAUUUAUGAUCCAUUUUGUAUGGUCUCAAGUUGGAUGACCUCAUUACUAAUAUUUGUUGUAAAAGUGAAACUUGUUUGCCAACCAAUAAACAACUGAUUGAGAUUUAGAAGAGAUUGUUUUGACGUAUGUACUAUAUUAUCAAGUAUUUUCUUCAUUUUUCUUGCCUCCCCUUUCUUCCUUUAUCAGAAUAUAAGCUUCGCUUAUCCUUUGUGAUCCAAGUGAGCCACACCAAAGGAAUCAAUCUAAGUUCAAUCUACAAACACAGCUGGUGCAGGUUUUGCAGACAAAGUCAACCAAGGAAAUGGGAUGAGCUGAAGAGUAACUCGCACUCAAGCAGUUAACAAAGACCACUGUGUGCUUACUUGUAAAGUGUCACUAGGCUUGUGUCUAAAGACACAUUCAUUCCAUGGUUUAAAUACCACAUUUGACAGAGUCUUCUUCCCCCCCACACACACCUUUUUGUAAGCUCCAUUUUGAUGGAGGAAUUUGCAAAUGUAAAUUUAGUCAAUUGGCUAAGCGAUGCAAUAGAAAUAGCACAGAGCAUAUUCAUUGAAGAGGGAGAGGAUAAGACCUUUAAAAAUGAACACACAGCAUUAGGUUUCUUCAUGGCAAUCUCAAAGAUAAUUUGUUGUGUUGAUUCUCCUCCUCCAUCCCUCUGACUCCCAUUUGUAAUCUUCUGUCUCAUAGCCCUUUGUACCUUCAUGCCUCAUCUGUCUGACAGGUUUUACAAUAUUUUUUUCUUUUUUUCAGCUUAUGGGAAAAAAUAAGGACACAACUAAUUCCUUCAAAAGAACUUCUAAAUCUUGCACUUCUGCUACCUGCAGCUUCUGAGCAAGGAGCCCCAGUUAGAAUAAAACUCAAAUGAACUUGCCCAAUUAUAUUUUCUGUAGUACAUCCUGCGGCUUACUUUAUUCAAGUCUACACACUAGCCAUCUAGAAACAAUAGAUCAAGAUGGGAAGCGUUGAGAGUGGGAUUAGCCAGUUACCCAUACAAACUUUAAAUCCUGUGACAGAAGAAAGCUGUGUUGGAUAAGAGCAGGCGUUAUUCUGAGAGCCACUUCAGAACCCAUGGAUCAUUCCAUCUUAGUCAGCUGACGUGAAUAUUUUCUUUAAGUCCAUGGACACUUUAGUUAAAAGGAGAAACAGUAGCAUUGGAGGAAGUAAUUACUUUCCCCUGAGGCUAUAAUGGUAAUGAUAGCACCCAAAAGUUGUUUAAUUCAUGUAAUGUUUUUUUAUAUAUACAUAAGUAUAUAUGUGCCAUAUAUGUAUUUGGUAAUCUAAAAAAAAUCCCUUUGUGGGCCUAUCUAAGGCAGCCUUGGAAAUAUUCAUUUUCUUCUGUGAACUUCAAGUAUUUGUGUUUGAUUUGAAAACUCUAAGUGAAAACAGUAUCAGAGAAAACCUGGUUUCACGAAACAAUGGGAAAACUACUUCAGUUCAGCUUGCUCGGUACUCUGAUAUUGCUACCUUCCUAUAUGAAACUUUUUGUUUCAUUACACAGAAUUUGAGACAGGUAGCCUCCCCAUUUCUACGGGAACACCUUGACGGAAGAUCACUUGGAUACAUAAACCAGUAUAGAAGGCCUUUGCAUAUUAUCGGUUAACUUUGCUCUUGCAUCAAGAUGAAAGGGUCCUUGUAGACCUCUCAUACAUAUUGACUGCUGUGCUUCAGAAUAAUAAAAAUCCCCAAGUUUUCAGAUGAAGGGAGUUUCUAUUCCCUAUUUGAUCCUAAUUAAACAAAAGAAAAAGUGGGUAAAGAAUUUGACUUUUCGUCAUUUCAGUAGAAAUUUGUAUAUUCAUUUAGUCUUGUUUAUACGAGCUAAAGUCCUGAAGCUGCCUCUCAUCCUCCCACCCACCAUUUCACGUAAUGGCACUGACCUGUUAACACUAUUAAUUGUUUCCUCGUUCUGAAACCUUCUUCUAAGUUUUCACCACCCUAGGGCAUUUGUGAUAUGCUUUUUUGCCUGUCUUCCAUGAAGUAGAUUUCUAUCAAAUAGACUCAGUGUACAUACACAGAACAUUACUUAGCCAAUUGAAAGAGAAAGUCAUGUAGAUGAAAUAAACCAAUUAUUGCUUUCUAGUAAAUAAUAUUUUUGUAAUAUUUUACACUUGAAGUUUUCUCCUUGUUGCAGUAUUAAGUAACAUGAUACUUUGUCAGGACAGUAGCUAAUGGACCUCAGGUUUAAUUGAUUCUUGUAUUGCUGGUUUGUUGCAUAGCCAAUAUUGCUAAUUGAUGACAUUUAUAGGUAAAGAUUCAGAGAAGAAAACUGGUUGGAAUUCACUUAAGUUUUGUGGACAUUCCUCUUUAUAUAAUAUAGUAAAUUUGAACACAUGGGAAAUAAAUGUCCAAGUCUUAUGCUAGAAUAGUUUUAAUGUAUCAAAAGAAUUGGCAUAAGAACAAUUAAUUAUAUUGAGAUAAAAAAGCAGGGAAUUUUAUUAAACAAAGGUAGGUAAUAAAAUUAUCCAUAAUUUCCUGUAAAGAAAAAGUCCAUCGUGUCUCUAGAUUCACACAUAUUUUAUGAUAUGUACUGUUUUAAGACCACCAGCAUAAUUUUAAGAAUUGACGCAGUAAAAAAAAAAUAUUUAAAAAUUAGUAUUAACUGAAUGUGAUAGAUACCCUAACUUUAAAGGUAACAUUAAAAACUUUCAUCAGUGACUGGCUCCAGAUUUUUGGAAAGAGGAAAAAAAUAGCUCAACUAUAGAUCAACUCUGUACUGAAUUUUGCCCUCUUCAUAUUAAUGAAAAUAUUCAAAUUUUGAAGUUGUUCAUCAGUAUUUGAGUAAAAUCAUUUUCCUUGUAAUAUUUUGGGGUAAAAAAACACCACCAAUAAAAUUGGUAAAUAAACAAAAACCAUUUUAACAAUAAACAGACAUCAAUUUAAACUUAAGGAGUCAAAAGUAAACAACCCGAAACGCUAAUCGGGUUGUAAACAAAUGUGUUGUCUAUAAAACAAAUGCCAAAAACCACAUUGACAUUAGUGUUUUACUCUAACAUAAGUAAUUGCUAUAAAAUACUAAGAACAAGCGUCCCAGUAUCUUAUAGUCCAGAAUAUAAAGAUUUAAUUUCAGUUUUAGUAUCUCAUAACUUGUCACAUAAACAAUUACUGUGCAUUUCUAUUUAAAAUUUAGAUGUCCUCACAUCAAAUUUUAGGAAGUUGAAGACACGGAAGGGAUAAAAGCGCAUGGAAAAACAGGUUCUGGAAACAUUUUUGUAUAAAUGAAUUCUAUGGAAGAAUUUUCUUGGAGUUCAUAAAAUGGGAUCAAAAGAGUAAACUUAGUAUUGUAAUCAGAAAAUCUUAAACCAUCUUAGUGUUUUUAGACAUCCAUACUUCCAUUUGUAAUCCAAAAGUAUCAAUAGUUUCAAUAGUGACCUGUGUCCUGAUUAAGCCACAGGGAACAUGUCCACGAGAACCACUUACCCUGAUGAUAUCAUGUUUGCUUUACAAAGGAAGUCAGCCUUUUGUCUUUCACCUCUACAUAUGUUUACACAAUAUAAUUUUUUAUACGUUUUCAGAGGAGGUCACUUUUUUACACUUAUUAACGUGGUGUGUUUUAUUCCCAAUUAGCAAGGUAGUUACCAUAGUUUUGUAUAGUCUCAUUUUAAGUAAUUACCUAGUCUUUUCUCAAGAACAAAAAAGCAUGUUCGACUCUAGCAUUUUAAAAUUAUUAUUAAAAUGUCGAUUCUAAAUACUUUUUUUUGUUCUUUACCUGUCUUAACAGUAUGUCGACUGUACUUUUUCUCAUUUAGUACCUUUCCUGUCCCCUAUAAAGCAUGCUUAAGGUAAGCGGGAAACUGGUUUAAUGUGAAGAUGGCAAAAAAGAAUUCAAGGACACCAACUUCUUUCAAUAAGCUAGUCUUUUUAAAACCAAAGUAUGAAUGGAAGGAAUCAGAACCAGAUUGGCAAAUUUUGUCCAACUACCCAAGAUCUACGUUAGAUCUACAGAGAAAAGGCUUCUGGGGGGAAGGAAUAAAAAUCACUUAAAAUGAUAAAAAAAAACUUUUGAACCUGCUGCUACUGAUGUGUUAAGAAAAAAAAAUUGUACUAUCCCAUAUUUUUUUCAUUUUAAUACCACAGAAAAUACAACACACUUUAGUGCUUUGUAGGUAUUUCUCAUAGGGUUAGAUCUUGUUGUAAAGACAUUUCAAUAUGUCAUAAAUGCUUCUAAGAUAUAAGUCUUUGCUUCAAUUCACCUUCCCUCUCUGCUCUACUGACUACUAUACACCAACACACUUAAUGCUACUAGUGGCUUUGUGGUCUUUACAGCUUUGUUACGGCUCUCUAGUGUACAUUGAAUUGAUAUUAGAAGUGUCUACAAAAUAGCCAGCCAAUAUUCUUUGUACAAAAAUAACGUGUUCUAUAUACUAAUAUUGUUGACUUUGCAAAUUACUAUCACGCUGACAGUAUUACCCUCAAUUCCUAUCUUCAAUUACUACAGUCGGUUCACUCAAUCUGCAGAGCUGCACCUGGGUUGGCCUAUUACAAUCCCUGGUAAUGCAAGGCACCUGAAGGGAUUCCCAGUGCUUUCUUCAUCCUAGAAGGUUGAAGGGAAGAUCUUGAAGGAAGAAGUUCACUCGGCUUCUGGAGCUCUGAGUUAGACAUUGUUCUUUAGACCCAAUAGUUCUACAUUGGAAUGCUACAACUUUUGCUCAAAAGAGGAGGUUGCCCAGAAUUUACUUAACCCAGAAUCAGAGUAUUUACACUCAAAGGAUUUAGAUAUGUUUUACUGGCCAUACACUGCCAAAGUUUAUGCCGCAUUAAGUAGAAAAUAGCUGUAAAAAAAUAGACAUGAAGUUACUUUGUAAAGUUUUUUUUUUCCCUGAUGGUUGAAACAGGCAAAAUGAUCCUGACAACAUAAUUGAUUGACUUCAAGAGAUGUCUCACAAAAUUAAUGUACCAACAGGACUUGGGAAUAGUGUUUUUUUUUUCAGAAUUAGAACACAGCGGCUAAAAUAUCAUGGUCUCUUAUGCUACAAUUAGAAUAUCAUUUUAUAGUAUUGUUUUCAAAGCCUCAAAUUUCAACUCUCCCAGUGGCUGAUGAUUUCACUGACAUUUUGAAUCACAAAAGUCAAGGAAAAUCACUAAAUUUUGCUUUUCACACCCCAGUGGAGCAUAAAGAUUUCCUUUACCAUCCUGAAUAAUAAAAGAUGUUGUGUCUUAAAGAACUAUCGAUAGCAGUGUGUGUGUGUGUGUGUGUGUGUAUGUGCUUUGUAAACAUGUCUCCUUUGUCUAUGUAUUCUAACAUGGAUGUUAAUGUUCUAACAUCUAAUAUGUCCUGUAAACUAUUAUAGCACAAAUAAUACAAAGCUAGAGACAGAUAUUGGGAUUCAACCUGAAGAUCAGAAAAGCAAAAACAGCCAAGAGCCCUUUCUUCUUUGAAAUCUCCAGCUGAAAAAGAGCAAGAUCCUGUUUCCCUCCUUAAAGUCCUUUCUUGCGCUGGGAUUAGAAGCAUGCACCACCACUGCCAGGCCUCUAUGGCUAACUAGUAUGGCUGCUGGGAUUAAAGGUGUGUGCCAUCACUACGUGGCUUGUAUGGUUGACUAGUGUCGUUGCUUUGCGUUGACCGUCAGGCAAACUUUACUCAUUAAAACACAAAUAAUAUACCACUAUAAACUAUAAAGUCAAAAGCAAUAGAACCCGGCUGUUUUCUUUUGACAUCUUUGAACAAAUUUUACGUGAGACAGAUAAUUAGGAAAGUUUUACAUAUUGUAUUUCUUCACAAGAUUUAAAUUUAAUUCAUGAUAUGCCUCCUAAAAAAUAGUUUAAUUCCAAGACUAACGACGAACCAGGCUAUUGCUCACAAAUAUGAAAGAUCACUUUUAGAAGUAAACAUGCAGCUAUUGCGACUUUGGUGUCAGAGAAUUCUCCGACAAUCACAUGACAUUCUUCUGACCAUGCACAAUAAAAUAGCAAGCUAUUGGAUCCCCAUUUCCCCCUUGUACAAUCUUUUUAUCUUUUUUUUAAUGCUUUGUACAAUCACUUGUAAAAUCAUGAGCUUCAAAAGUCAAUAAAAUGUCAGUAAACAAUCAGUGAUGUAGUUCCUGUGGUCCUGCGGCGACCUGCAGAGCUUUGGUUUUGAGGGAUUGUUUCAAGCUAUAGAAUUAUAAUUAAUCAUGUAUUUCCUGUGCCUCUCGUACUUCAACCCUGCCAACCUUCCCUCCCAUACUGGACGUAAAGUAGGAGGACUUGCUUUUCUUUUGUUUUUAAAGAACUAUUACUACCUAAAGUGUCUCUCAGACAUUUGUAACCUACCAGAAGAUAAGUGUGAUUCAUUUACUUUUUGACCUUGAAGCUUGCCAUCAAAAUAUAUAAUGAAAUUUAGCCUUAUAUCUUCCAUGUCAUCUUAAUUUCCCUCAUCCAAACAGAAUUAUGAGAGCCUGCUGUGGAACCCUGGGUCAAAGGAGAUUUUCCAAGCUCUGUGUUGUUGCAGGCUGUUCUUUGAAAUAAGGGAACACUAUGGAUUAGUAAAUACUUUGGAUUGCAUAAUUGAUGUUAUAUGUUCGUCAUUUCAUGACAUUGGGGAUUUUGAUUGUCUUUAAAUUAUUAUAUUACAUCAUAUAAAUGAUCAUG